Osmerus eperlanus (European smelt) is the source of this 3348-nucleotide messenger RNA. RefSeq names its product protein CC2D2B-like. Gene Ontology annotation, cellular component: ciliary transition zone. The transcript is spliced from 20 exons. The record is from RefSeq and is a predicted model, not a curated record. Bases 170 to 2737 code for a protein of 855 amino acids. NCBI's taxonomy places the organism in Eukaryota, Metazoa, Chordata, Actinopteri, Osmeriformes, Osmeridae. Gene Ontology annotation, biological process: non-motile cilium assembly; protein localization to ciliary transition zone.
GGAACGUGGUGUCCAGCAAUGCUUGUGUGGAGAGAUCAGAGUUCAGCAGUGACCAGGUGGUCAGGUCUCACUACGAAGGCGUGGGAAGCAGUGAGUUCUUCUCUACCUUGUAGGAAUGCAGUAGAGAAUCUAGUGACGGUAAAGCCAACUGCGAUGAGGUGUUGAAGAAAUGAGGCUUCUUGCAGAUUUACCAUUCAAACCAGAUGAGAAUGAGCCCAUCAUGUAUCUCCUGACAUCUGGUAAGCUGCUGUAUAGUGUUUCCUGGGCUGUGGGUGACACUGGCUUCCCUUUGGCACCUGCAGUCUCAUCAACACAACCCAGCUGCACCAGGGCCAUGACAGCCUAUGACGAUGAGAGUCGUCUGCAUUGGAUCAGAGAGCUGCAGUUCGACCCCAACCACCCUGCUAACACGGUCCUCUCCGAACUUCUCAAGAAGGCCUGUGAUCUGAGAGAGCGAAAGCUGGGCUUCUUCCGCCUUCGACCCCUGGAGGCGGAGUUUGAUUUCACCACAGAGGAGCAGCUGGACGAGUCGAGACGCUUCCGUCUUCUGCAGCUCAGAAACUCUCGUGCCCCGGGCAUUGUGUCCUCCGAUCCUGUCCCUCUCCAUGACAGAGACAUCACAGAGAACAUGCUUGAAGAAUACAAUGGUUCUUCUCAUUCGUCCGUUGUGGAUGAAGAUUAUAUAACAUCUCAGAGAACACACUCUGUCUGCAACGUUGAAAAGAUACUCAGAUUAGCCAGAGAAAGCUUUUUGACCCUGAAGAGGAGAUACAAGUUUUCUGAUAUUGUUCAGGAGCACCAGGCCGAAGACUCAAGAAUAGAUUUCAACUGGGACAUGUUCCAACGAGCACGACCUUUGAACCCUAAGCGAGCAGUGAGUGAGAAAACCAGCGCCACCGCUGUCACGAAGGGGAACCUGAACAUCAACAUUGCAGUCAACAACGCCAGGGGACUCCCUGUUCGGCUAAAAGCCCACCUCAAGGAGAUGCAUGCGCGGACCUCAUGCUGUGGCCUGACGAGCAGUAGUCACAGCAUCAGACGCAACACAGAGAAGGUUAUGUCACAGGCUCAGGUUCAGCCCUUCGUCGAGGUUAGGUUUCAGGAGACAACCUAUGAGAGCCGUUUUGAGCAGGGACCCAGCCCCUGUUGGAGGGAAGAGUUCUCUCUGCAGUUGAAAUCCGAAGGUAAUGACUACAGUCGAGCUGGCCUCUCCAAAAUACUGGACAACAUUGUCAUCAAUCUGUUUGAUGAGCUUUCAUUUCAAGUCGUCGAGAGCAGCACGCUAAGGGGCUGUGGCACUCAGGGCUUCUCUGGUAGACAGUGGCUGGGCUCCGUCACUAUCCCCUUCAGAACUCUGCUGCAGCAGUCAAAGGUGUGUGAGACCCUAAGAAUCUGUAAUCCUGUGAUGUUGCUGGGCUAUACCUGGCCAGAGGAGGGUUUCCUUCAUGAGGACGGUACACAGAUCCAGAUGGAUGGAAACAACAGCUUCCUGGAUGUCUUCAUCGCCCUGGAUCCACCCGUCUCGCUCUGUUCAGAAGCCACCACCAGGCUACAGGCAUGCUAUUGUUACAGUACUGCGACGUGCUUGCAUGAUGAAGAUCAGAGACAACUUUGGCAGUUUCCCACUGAGGAGGAGGACCGGCUCCUGGACUGGACCUUUGACUUUGAGAAGCAGUGCAGAGAUGCAGCUGGAGGGAGGAAGCGUGUCAUCACCAUGGUGAUGAGCAGUGAGGGCAGACUGGUCUUGGCCACCAGGUUUUUCAGGCCACUUCCUCUUCCAGAGGAAGUGCUACAAGAUGUCCCUGGAGAUAGUCUCAUCUCUGUUUUAAAUAGGGUAGCAGCUUUCGUGUACCUGAUUCCUGUCCUGCCGUUCCCCUCUGAUGUUGGAGACUGUGGAGACAUGUGGUUCACAUCCGAGCAAUGCCUGAAGUGGGUGACAGGAAACCAUGUCAGUCUGGCAGUGCUCCUGUGCAACUUCUUCUGUCAUCUCCACACUAAGGCUUGGCUUGUCUUGGGAAAAUCAGUCGUGGAGGGUGAGACAGCUUAUGUCCUUACCAAGGAGCAUGCUUGCUAUACCUUGUGGAACCCUAGAGAUGGAAAACACUACCAGUCCUCAGAGUCCUACUGCCCCCUGCGCUCUGUGGACUGCUUAGUCAAUGGAGAAAACGUGUGGUUCAACAUGCAACGGGCGGUGAACACUGCUGUCCUUACGUUUGACACGGCCGAAAAUACCACAUGGAGACCUUUGUUCAAUACUGCUUGGAAGCAGGAAUCUUCUUCUGUGCCACAAGAGAUCAGGUAUCAUCCACCCAAUGUGGAUCUGGUCUGGCAGCUUCAGAAAAGGAUGGAGGUUAAACUAAAGAGCUGUGUGAUGGACUGGAGGAGACCCCACCCCACACGCUGGAGCCACCACUGCUCAGCCAAGCUCUCCAUGCUCCUGCCCCAUCUGGAGAAGUUCCCCGCCUCCUCGUCCUCCAUAAAGACCGAGACAGACAACCUGCUGGACUGCAUGCAGGACUACAAGGUGUCUGGCUUUCCCAUCCGGCUGGCCUAUCAGAACAUGGGUUCAGUGAUAGAGGCAGUGUACAACACACGGAUCCACAGCACAGAGAUACCUGGGACAGAGUUCGCCCUGGCCAUCUACGUCCACCCAUACCCUAACUACAUCCUGUCGGUUUGGAUCUUCCUUGCUACGCUGGUGAAACACCAGCGCGGUGCCUUUUAUAAUCCUGAGUGAGGGACUAGAGAAAAGCAUCACCUACAAUGGUUAACUGAGCUUAGCUCAGGAUCUACAGUCUCUAACGUAAUUCCACUGAUCCAAGAAUAAGAGGUAGACCAGGUGUCUCAGCCCUCCACAGGCAAAUGGGAACACCAAAGUCCAGUGCUUGUUUUCACAUUUCCUAAAUAUUAAAAAAGGCUCUGCUUUUGGAGAUUUUUUUCCAACAUAAUAUGUGCGCUUUCAGAGCAACAAAUAGAUGUGACAUUUGCCUGAUGGUGUUAGUACUUCAAAAUAAAAGACAAGGCACCACUGACAAAUUGCAUUUUAUAAAAUAAAAUAAUCGGUCUUGUAAGUGCACAGCACUCACUAGGCUACAUCUCUGUAUGAUUUUAAAGUUGUUAACAUGACACACUCUCACAGAAAGAAACUUUCAAUAAAUCAACCAGAAAGCAAAAUCUUAAAUUGAACAUAAAAAUGACACUGCGCAUAAAUAAAGAAAAACCAAAAGGUUCAUAAUGCAAAAUUGUGCAAAAACAUGUACAUAUCCCACCAUUAGUUGAAAAAAAUCCUUAAUUCUGCUAAAUAUUUCCAUCAAUACUCAUCACAGUGACACAGAGAAAGACUAAUAA